Messenger RNA from Sesamum indicum (sesame), 1712 nucleotides. RefSeq names its product Tyrosyl-tRNA synthetase, class Ib, bacterial/mitochondrial. Gene Ontology annotation, cellular component: chloroplast stroma; mitochondrion; cytosol. Gene Ontology annotation, molecular function: RNA binding; ATP binding; tyrosine-tRNA ligase activity. NCBI's taxonomy places the organism in Eukaryota, Viridiplantae, Streptophyta, Magnoliopsida, Lamiales, Pedaliaceae. The record is from RefSeq and is a predicted model, not a curated record. Gene Ontology annotation, biological process: tyrosyl-tRNA aminoacylation.
GUCUACACUUACAUUACUACAUAUAUGGAUAGAGAGAGAAGGGAAGCGGCCAUGGAAGAAUAGACAGACGGCUAUGGCCUUUGCUUUCGCUUUUGCGGCUUCUAAUUGUUGUCGAACUCUCCUUUUCAGCUCCACCACCACUCCUCCAAGAUACUUAGCCGCCUUCUCUCUUCACCAAUUCCGCCUUUACUCCUCUCGCCGGAAUGUCGUUCAUAUCUUGGAAGAAAGGGGCCUUCUCGACUCCCUCACCUCCGACGCCCUCCGCCGUCCCGACCUCCCCCUCCCUCCUCUCAGAGUCUACUGUGGCUUUGACCCCACCGCCCAGAGUCUCCACCUCGGCAACCUUCUUGGCAUUAUUGUUCUCUCCUGGUUCCUCCGCUGCGGCCACCAAGCCGUCGCCCUCGUUGGCGGCGCCACCGGCCGCAUUGGCGACCCCUCCGGUAAGAGUCUCGAGCGUCCCGAACUCGAUCCCGUAUCCCUGGACAUGAACGUCUCCUCAAUUUCAGCUACCAUUCAGAACAUUCUGGGACGGGUCUCCACGCCGUCUUCCCUCGCGAUUUUAAACAAUUACGACUGGUGGAAGGACGUUAAGCUGCUGGACUUCCUGAGGGAGGUGGGCAGAUUCGCGAGGGUGGGUACUAUGAUGUCCAAAGAGAGCGUCCGCAAGAGGCUCGAAUCGGAUCAGGGAAUGAGCUACACCGAGUUCACAUACCAACUACUCCAAGGCUACGAUUUCCUCCGUCUUUUCCGUGAUGAAGGCGUCAAUGUUCAGAUUGGGGGCAGCGACCAGUGGGGCAACAUUACUGCUGGCACUGACCUCAUUCGCAGAAUUCUUCAGACUGAAGGGGCCUAUGGACUCACAUUUCCCCUUCUCCUCAAGAGCGAUGGCACCAAGUUCGGCAAAUCCGAGGAUGGUGCCAUUUGGCUCUCGCCUUCCCUCUUGUCCCCUUACCAGUUCUACCAGUACUUCUUCUCCAUCUCCGAUGCAGAUGUUGUCAGGUUUCUCAAGAUUCUAACUUUCCUCAGCAUUGACGAGAUUUCUCAGAUUGAGAGUGAAAUGCGGAGCCCUGGGUAUGUACCCAAUACUGCUCAGCGGAGGCUUGCUGAGGAGGUCACCCGUUUUGUCCAUGGUGAAGAGGGACUAGACGAAGCGCUCAAGGCUACUCAGGCCUUGAGGCCUGGUGCUGAAACCAAAUUGGAUUGGAAGACUAUAGAGACUAUUGCGGAAGAUGUUCCUUCCAUUUCUUUGCAGCAAGAUCAGGUGUUGAACCUCUCUCUUUUAGAUCUCUCGGUGCGCACCGGCUUGCUUGAGAGUAAGUCUGCAGCCCGCCGUCUGCUCAAGCAGGGGGGACUUUAUUUGAACAACAACAGAAUUGAUAGUGAGGCCAAGAGGAUUGAGCCUAAUGACAUUGUAGACGGAAAAGUUAUCCUUCUAUCAGCCGGGAAGAAGAACAAGAUGAUCGUGAGAGUAUCUUAAUCUUUUUUUAGCUGCUUAUGAAUUUUGAUUCUUGACCCUUUCGGUGUAAGAAAAUGCAAAAUUUUUAAUCACAUAUGGUGGAAGAAAGGCAUAUCUUGCUCCACUCUCAUUUGCUUAUUUGUCCUGUAUUACUUGCUCUUCCCUGAAAAGCAAUUCCAGUGAACACUAUAUCUGUACUCUCUAGUUUCAUAGUAGAUAGGAUAAAUUUUUUCUAAGCAAAACCAUUCUUUUGACA